Molecule: messenger RNA, 3465 nt
Organism: Pipistrellus nathusii (Nathusius's pipistrelle)
Lineage: Eukaryota; Metazoa; Chordata; Mammalia; Chiroptera; Vespertilionidae
Source: the annotation of a GenBank genome assembly
AUGUUUGACUGUUGGAGAUUUAUCCUGUGCAAGAAAACGGGAAGCAAGGAUUGUUCUUCCCCGAGAGGAUCCAAUGGGGCCCAAACGGAAGAAAGUGACCAUCAGAUUGACGUAUCUGACGUCAUCAGGCUUGUUCAAGAUCAACUAGAGGCGACAGCUACAGAUGAAAUCAUGCACCAGGACAUCACCCCACUCUGCGCCGCCGACAUCCAGGACCAGCUGAAGAAGCGCUUCGCAUACCUGUCCGGUGGGCGGGGGCAGGACGGCAGCCCCGUCAUCACCUUCCCGGACUACCCGGCCUUCAGCGAAGUGCCCGACAAGGAGUUCCAGAAUGUCAUGACCUAUCUCACCAGCAUCCCCAGCUUGCAAGAUGCUGGCAUCGGAUUCAUCCUGGUCAUAGACCGGAGGCAGGACAAAUGGACCUCCGUGAAGGCGUCAGUCCUGCGAAUAGCAGCAUCCUUCCCGGCAAACCUCCAGCUCGUCCUUGUUCUGCGACCAACAGGAUUUUUCCAAAGGACUCUCUCUGACCUCGCUUUCAAAUUCAACAGAGAUGACUUUAAGAUGAAGGUUCCGGUCAUAAUGCUGAGCUCAGUACCAGAAUUACACGGUUACAUCGACAAGUCCCAGUUGACCGAGGACCUGGGCGGGACCCUGGAUUACUGCCACACCAGGUGGUUGUGUCACCGCACGGCCAUCGAAAGUUUCGCCCUCAUGGUUAAGCAGACGGCCCAGAUGCUGCAAUCCUUCGGGACCGAGCUGGCCGAAACGGAGCUGCCCAACGACGUCCAGUCGACGAGCUCAGUGCUCUGUGCACACACGGAGAAGAAAGACAAGGCGAAGGAGGACAUGAGGCUGGCGCUGGAUGAGGGGCAGAGCAUCCUGGACAGCAUCCGGGAGCCUCUGGCCAAGAGCCCGGAGCAGAGCCUGAACCAGGACCAGCUGGACAACCAGACCACCGUGCAGAGGCUCCUGGCCCAGCUGAAUGAAACCGAGGCGGCCUUUGAUGAGUUUUGGGCGAAGCAUCAGCAAAAACUCGAGCAGUGUCUGCAGCUCCGGCAUUUUGAGCAGGAUUUCCGAGAGGUCAAGGCCGCCUUAGACGUGUUGGCUCAGAAGAUAGCGACCUUCACGGACGUGGGCAACAGCCUGGCGCAUGUGGAGCACCUCCUGAAGGACCUUACCAGCUUCGAGGAGAAGUCCAGCGCGGCUGUGGAGCGGGCCCGGGCCCUGUCCCUGGACGGGGAGCAGCUCAUCGACAACAAGCACUACGCCGUGGACUCCAUCCGCCCCAAGUGCCACGAGCUCCAGCACCUCUGCGACCAGCUUGCUGCCGAGGUCGCCCAGAGGAAGGGUCUCCUCCACAAGUCCCUGGAGCUGCACGGCCUCCUGGAGGCGUCCAUGAAAUGGUGCGAUGAGGGGAUCUACUUGCUGGCCUCGCAGCCUGUGGACAAGUGCCAAUCCCAGGAUGGUGCGGAGGCAGCCCUCCAGGAAAUUGAGAAGUUCUUGGAGACCGGUGCAGAAAAUAAGAUCCAGGAGCUCAAUAAAAUUUACCAGGACUACGAACCCAUCCUCACCCAAGACCUGAUGGAACACGUGCAGAAGGUCUUCCAGAAGCAGGAGAGCAUGGAGGAGAUGUUCCACCGGAGGCAGGCGAGCCUGAAGAAGCUGGCAGCCAAGCAGACGAGGCCCGUGCAGCCCGUGGCCCCCCGGCCAGAGGCGCUCACCAAGUCGCCCUGCCCCUCCCCAGGUGUCCGGAGAGGUUCUGAGAACAACAGCUCUGAGGGCAACACGCUCCGGAGAGGGCCCUACAGGAGGGCCAAGAGUGAAAUGAGCGAGAGCCGGCAGGGCCGGAGCAGCUCCACGGGGGACGAGGAGGAAAGCCUGGCCAUCUUGCGGAGGCACGUGAUGAACGAACUGCUUGACACGGAGCGGGUCUACGUGGAGGAGCUGCUCUGUGUCCUGGAGGGCUACGCGGCCGAGAUGGACAACCCGUUGAUGACGCAUCUCAUCUCAGCAGGCCUUCAAAACAAGAAGGAUGUUUUAUUUGGGAACAUGGAGGAAAUAUACCACUUUCACAACAGAAUAUUCCUGAGGGAGCUAGAAAACUACAUAGACUGUCCAGAGCUGGUUGGAAGGUGUUUUCUAGAAAGGAUGGAGGAGUUCCAGAUCUACGAGAAGUACUGUCAGAACAAGCCCCGCUCCGAGAGCCUGUGGAGGCAGUGCUCCGACUGCCCGUUCUUCCAGGAAUGCCAGAAGAAGCUGGACCACAAGCUGAGCCUGGACUCCUACCUGCUGAAGCCGGUCCAGAGGAUCACCAAAUACCAGCUGCUCCUCAAGGAAAUGUUGAAAUACAGCAAGAGCUGUGAGGGGGCCGAGGACCUGCAGGAGGCGCUGAGCUCCAUCCUGGGCAUCCUCAAGGCCGUGAAUGACUCCAUGCACCUCAUUGCCAUCACAGGCUAUGACGGGAACCUGAGUGACCUGGGGAAGCUGCUGAUGCAGGGCUCCUUCAGCGUCUGGACGGACCACAAGAAGGGCCACGCCAAGGUGAAGGACCUGGCCAGGUUCAAGCCCAUGCAGCGGCACCUGUUCCUGCACGAGAAGGCCGUGCUCUUCUGCAAGAAGCGAGAGGAGAACGGGGAAGGGUACGAGAAGGCCCCGUCCUACAGCUACAAGCAGUCCUUAAACAUGACAGCGGUCGGCAUAACGGAGAACGUGAAAGGUGACGUGAAGAAGUUUGAGAUCUGGUACAACGCCAGGGAGGAAGUCUACAUCAUUCAGGCACCGACUCCUGAGAUCAAAGCGGCAUGGGUGAACGAGAUUCGCAAGGUGCUGACCAGCCAGCUGCAGGCUUGUCGAGAAGCCAGCCAGCACAGGGCGCUGGAGCAGUCCCAGAGCCUGCCUCUGCCGGCAUCGUCCAACACGAGUCCUACGAAAGGGAAUGCAAGAAACGUCAAAAAGUUGGAGGAAAGAAAAACUGACCCCCUGAGCCUGGAAGGAUAUGUGAGCUCAACGGCAUUGCCAAAGCCCCCCGAAAAGGGCAAAGGUUGGAGCAAAACAUCUCACCCCUUGGAGGCCCCUGAGGACAAUGACGGCUGGUCGAGCGCGGAGGAGCCGAUCAAUUCCUCAGAUGCAGAGGAAGAAGGCGGAGUGGGCCCCAGGAAGCUGGCUCCCGGGAAGUACACCGUGGUGGCGGACGACGAGAAGGGGAGCCCCAGCGCGCUUGCCGUGAGGAGUGGCGACGUGGUGGAGGUGGUCGAGGAGGGCGAGGAGGGCCUUUGGUAUGUCAGGAACCUGACCUCCAGCAAGGAGGGCUGGGUGCCUGCCAGCAGCCUGUCCACGCUCCUCGGCAAGUCCAGCUCGGCGCAGUGUUUGAGCAGCUCAGAGUCCAGCGCAGGGUCCGCUCCGCUGAGCAACUCCUCCAGCUGCAGCGAGAGCUGCGGCGCCCCCCUCUCUGACCUGCAGGGGUAG